Messenger RNA from Morus notabilis, 873 nucleotides. Its product is annotated as fasciclin-like arabinogalactan protein 12. The record is from RefSeq and is a predicted model, not a curated record. The coding region runs from base 1 to 873 and encodes 290 amino acids. Lineage: Eukaryota; Viridiplantae; Streptophyta; Magnoliopsida; Rosales; Moraceae. The transcript is spliced from 2 exons.
AUGAUGAAAAAGUUUCUGAUUUCCCUCUCAUUCUUGUUUCUCUUCCUCUUCCAUAGCAGUGCUAAAACUCUAGCUCAGUCCAGUCCAGCUCAAGCCCCAUCCGUGGCUCAAUCGCCUUCUCAAAACACGGCUCAAACCCCGGCUCAGUCACCAGCCCAAUCUGUUGUCCAAGCUCCCUCACAAGCCCCGGCAGAAAUUCCCCUUGUUCAAGCCCCGCCGCGGAAAGCCAAGCCAGCAGCCACCAAUGUCACAAAAAUUCUAGAAAAAGCCGGCAACUUUGGCGUCUUCAUCCGCAUCCUCAAAAACACACAAGUCAUCAACCAAAUUGAAAAUCAGCUCAACACCUCCAACUCCUUAACCAUUUUGGCCCCUACCAACGGUGCCUUCUCUGGUCUCAAAGCCGGAACUCUAAAUUCCCUCACCACAGAGCAAAAAGUCCAGCUUGUUCAGUACCAUAUUCUUCCAUCUUUUAUAUCACUCUCAAAUUUCCAAACUCUCAGCAACCCUGUCCGUACACAAGCUAGUAAUACUGAUGAGUACCCUCUUAACAUUAUAACUCAAGGCAAUUGGGUGAACAUAUCGACCGGUCUUGUGAACACCUCGAUUUCUGGCACAGUUUAUGCAGAUAAUCAGCUAGCUAUUUAUAAGGUGGACAGGGUGUUGCUUCCUCUUGGGAUUUUUGCACCAAAACCAAAACCAAAGGCGCCAGCGCCGGCACCAACAUUGGCAAAGCCAGCAAAAGACUCAUCAGCGUCUCCUCCUGUGGCAUUAGAUGCAUCUAGUGCGCAUGGUCUUAUUCUUACCAGUAAUGGCAUGGUGUCCUCUACAGGACUUGCUGUCAUUUUAGCAGUUUUUUCUGUUGGAUUGGUUUGA